Messenger RNA from Wasmannia auropunctata (little fire ant), 4368 nucleotides. Its product is annotated as neurotrimin-like. NCBI's taxonomy places the organism in Eukaryota, Metazoa, Arthropoda, Insecta, Hymenoptera, Formicidae. Gene Ontology annotation, cellular component: neuron projection. The coding region runs from base 17 to 1345 and encodes 442 amino acids. The transcript is spliced from 9 exons. The record is from RefSeq and is a predicted model, not a curated record.
UUCAUCCGGUACCGCGAUGAUCGGUGAGCGACGUGUCCAACGUGUCCCGGGAACCGCGCGAGGCCGACUCCGGCUGUUGACUGGCGCCGUGCUGCUGUCCACUAUCGCGGGAAGUGCAUGGACAGAAAACCCCGUCUCCACAUCCGAGGCACCGAGCUUCACCGCGGCAAUAACAAACGUGACAGUCCCGGUGGGAAGGGAGGCCAUCCUCUCCUGCGUCGUGGCGAACCUUUCUACGUUCAAGGUGGCAUGGCUGCGGGUGGACACGCAAACCAUCCUGACGAUAGCCAAUCACGUGAUAACGAAGAAUCACAGAAUCGGCGUUACGCACAGCGAGCACAAAACGUGGCUGCUACAUAUACGUGAUGUCCGCGAGAGCGACCGGGGGAACUACAUGUGCCAGAUAAACACUGACCCGAUGAAGAGUCAGAUUGGUUAUUUGGAGGUCGUAGUUCCGCCGGAUAUUUUGGAUUAUCCCACGAGUACGGAUAUGGUUGUGAGGGAGGGCAGCAACGUUUCGCUGCGUUGCGAAGCAACAGGGUCGCCGACGCCGAACAUCACCUGGAGGAGGGAAGACGGCGAGUUGAUUAUUCUCGGAAACAACCAGGAAGUGGCCAGCAUUGAUGGACCGGUCUUCAAUAUUACGAAAGUGAACAGGUUGCAGAUGGGAGCGUAUCUUUGCAUCGCGUCCAACGGCGUGCCGCCAACGGUCAGCAAGAGAAUUAUGCUCGUUGUACAUUUUACUCCAAUGAUUUGGAUCCAGAAUCAAUUGGUGGGGGCGCAAGAAGGCCACCAAAUAACGUUGGAGUGCCAUUCCGAGGCGUUUCCCAAGUCCAUCAAUUAUUGGACGCGAGAGAACAACGUCAUUAUAACAAACGGGGAGAAGUACGAGCCAUCCUUCUCGGACAAUGUGUACAAGGUACACAUGAAGCUCAUGAUACGCUCGGUCGCGAUGUCCGACUACGGCAGUUACAAAUGCAUAUCUAAGAACUCCCUCGGCGAAACGGACGGCAGUAUCAAGCUCUAUCUGGAGAAUAUCCAGUGGUCGCGACAAAAGCCCGUGCCCAGUCUAGAGCCGAGCUCUAAUGAAAUAACCGACGCAUCUUUGUCGACCGUCGUGAGAAGCGAAGAAACGCGACUCCGUGGCAGGCCGAGCCACGAGGAGAGUCACGAAGCCGAGAACGUCAUCGACACCGACAGCCGUAAAAGCGUCGAUAGCGACGUCGGACAGCGUAGAAUCGACAACACGGCGCAGUCGAUGUCGUCCAAAAGCAGCACGUGGCAUCGCGUGCAGCGUCGAGCCAGCGCGGCGAUCUGCAUAAUCGUGCUCACCGCCCUGUCGUAGUCGUCGCGGCGGAGCGAGGAUGAUUGAGUUCGCGACUGUCCUUCCAGUUUGCAGCGUUAUUAAAUCCUGCAGUCUUUCCUCCACAACUCCGCGCAAGGGAUCAAUUAAACCGAACGAAUUCUUACGGGCGAAUAGCGUGGACCUGGUCGAAAGAUCCGCGACUGUUGACGGCCGAACAUCCGAAAGACGGUUAAUCAUAGUGGGACUAUGAAUUUAUCUUGCCUCUGUUUAAGGCGACACAUUACUCGUGUUAGAUGAUCGUUAUAACAAAAUCGCGUCACCCUUUUUCCUCUCUUGUUUCGCUUUUUUAUGUUAUUGCGCAAGGAUGGCAUUUAGAUUGGGAAAGACAAGGUUUGCGGACGAUAUCGCAGAUACGAAGAUUAUUUUAUGUCCAACUUGAGGAAAAAAUGCGUUCUUAAUUACUUCUGUAAAAUUCACUAACGCUAUACAUUUUGAGCAAAGGUGUUGUUAUCUCUUAAUAUUGUUAUCGAUGUUUAACACUAGAAUUACCGACAUUAGUGUACAAUUAGUACACCUGCAAUAUGGAAAGAACAAUUUUGCUGAAAAUUAAAAUUAAAAUUCUGCUGGAUACAUAUCUAAAAAUAAAUUUUGUUAGACUGUAUCAAAAACUAGAUCGAAAACAUUAUGUCAGAAUAUCAAACAAUUUUGAUAUUUCAUCAACCAUUUUGCACUUAUAUAUCGUUAUAAAUUUGAUAAAAAAUUAUAAAAUCAGUCAUUUUCAUUAUUAGUUGAUAGGCUUUGAUAAUUCUAGUGUUAAGUUUGUUUGCAAUAAGCGUCACUUAUUAACUGACGAUAAUAAAUAUAAUUCGUGCAAUAAUGUACUUAACGUAUUGGCUGCCAAAUAAAAGAUAGUACUCGCUGACGAUCUACAGAUGAACGUCAGCUCUUCGCCAAUCUGAUUGUUCGAAAGGAAAAGUAAAAAUUUAUUUAAAUUUUCAUGAAUCAAUAUAAUCAAGUAGCAUAUUAAAAAUAUAACAUGCUAAUAUAAAAAUGGCGUGGUGUACAAAUUAAGUUAGUUAAUUAUACAACAGCAAUCAAUGUGUUAACAUCUGCGUUACAACAACGUUAACGUUGUUUCAUUCCAGUUGAAUCGUUUGUUUACCUUUAAUUACCAUCAGAGAUCUCCCUGCCUUUCCGUAAAGGAUCGAUAAUCAUUCCCAAUCUCUUCGACGUGUCAGCGGAUUUUCGAAGCCAUCCCUAUCGGACGUAUCCCGGGAAUGAUGACAGCGUGACGACCAUUUUCCUUAUCUGAUUCACCGAUCACCACCAUCCUUCUUCGCAAUCUUUCUUCUAUCGGCAGAGAGGCUUUCAAAUCGUGCGCAUCGUUAGCGCGAAACGAGAUCUCCCAAUUUCCCUCAAAGGGGUCGACUGAUUUUUUUUUCUUUUCGCGUGUGAGCGGCUUACCUCGGGAGAAAUUUGAUACUCGCAUUCGAAUCGUAAUUAUAUCGUUAGGAAGAUCGAUUGCGACGAGUAUUUUUUCCGAGAUCUGAAGAUAUCUACGUGUCGCGUCUUUUUUUUUUGUUUAUACACGUUAAAAUAUCUGUCGCAUUUUUGUCUUGCGGCUUAGCACAAUCUCUGGAUGAUUUAUUACAAAAAGAAAAUGUUACACCAGAUCUGAAACGAGGACGGAAAUUUCUCAUGUAAGAUAUGUACUGAAUAUACUGCACUAAUUAUACUCGCGUUUCCACCGCUCAUCCAUAUCGUUUCUAUAGACUCGAGCAAAAAUUCGGCCUACUCGAUUGGUAAAUAACACUCGUCAGUGAUUCGCGUGAAUGUGUAGAAAUUUAUAAUAUUUAUAUAUCGAGAUGUUAAUAAUGUAAUUUAAUGAUAAUUUAAAAUGUUAAAACGAUCAUUUAUAUUUUAUAUCAAUAUUUCUGUACAUUCAUUUUGCACAGAGUCUCAAUACUCGCGGGCAUGCAUUGAGGCCAUUCCUUGAGCAUUACUUUUGCAAGUGAUGGCGUUUCACUUAAUUUUAUUUGUAAUGUAAUAUAUUUAAUUUAACUUUAUUGUAUAUACAAAAAUUAGUUAACCCUUUGCACUUCUAUGCCGUCUGUCACAUUAACUAAAGGAUACGAUCCAAUUUUAAUCAUAUAGAAUUAUUGCGUUGAAACGCUCGUCACAAAUAAAAUGGUAGAGCACAAAUCAGCUGACGGUUAGACAGUGGAUCUUGAAGCUUGAAAUAUUUUCUAUGUCAGUAGUUUGUAAAUGACGCAGCAAUCAAUAUGUUAACGUUUAUCGCAAUGCACUGACAAUUUUAAAACAUUCUCUAGUUGAUCGUUUUUUAUUGUGUGUACCUGCUUUAAUUAUAACUCUGUUCGAAUAUAACUGUCAGUGCAGAGGGUUAAUCGAUCUACUAAGGCUAAAUGUAUAAAUUAGUAUGUAAGCGUAGAAAUUAGUGUGAGAAACGUGUGUGCGAAAUUCGAAGAGUGGCUCGAAAAUGCAAUGCGUAAGAUGCAACGAAGCAACCGGGACUUGUGUAAAUUUCCGAGGAUUAAUCCACUUGCAUAUAUUUGUAAAUAAUGUUACGAUCGCGUAUGGACAUUUCCAUGAAUAUUAUCGCUGUACUAAUUGUAUCGAUAAGGACGGUUUUGUAUAUAUUAAGUCCCAUUCCCCCCUCCCCCCUCGAGCGCGAAUAUAAAAUAAGAGUGUGAGUAGUUGUCGACGUUUUUAUAUAUGUGGAUGUGUUUCUGCAAAUGAAGUUAUUGUAUCCCCGACACACGUAUCAGGACGAAAUUAAGAGAGGUAUCUCAUUCUCCUUGCGUUGUUCCACCUAGGACUAAAUCACUAAAGUAAAUACUGUUUUGCGUUUUAUAACCGAAGAAAACGUAACGUUCCUAACGUAGUUCAAUCAAGCGCGAUUGUUAAGAUACUCUUUGAUAAUUUAUACGUAAAAAGAAAUUUAUACUGACACUCCGAAAUUAGUAAUUCGUAUUUCUUCGCCGAAAAUAUCUAAAAUAUUUUUGCGACGUAUUACUUACACGGAAAGAACAAUUUUGCUUGAA